Parnassius apollo (apollo) is the source of this 828-nucleotide messenger RNA. The record is from the annotation of a GenBank genome assembly. Lineage: Eukaryota; Metazoa; Arthropoda; Insecta; Lepidoptera; Papilionidae.
AUGGAGUUAGAGGCAAAUAAUUCUUUAGCUUUCCUAGAUGUUUUUGUCAUUCGAAAUCCUGAUAACACUAUUGGUCACACUGUGUAUAGAAAAAAGACCCAUACCAACCGAUAUUUAAAUGGUGAAUCUCACCAUCAUCCUUCACAGUUAGCUACCGUGGGUAAAUCUUUGUUUCAGAGAGCACGAGGGAUCUGUGACAGAAAACAUCUGGCCGCCGAGCUGCAGCAUGUCAAGCAAGUGUUGCAAGACAACAAGCUUCGGAUCCCGCGCCUACGUCACAGUGACCGAGUGAAGCCGGCCACAGUCGAGCGUGUGCCUGCUGUACUACCAUAUGUCAGAGGAGUCACAGACAAGGUUGGCUACAUCUUGAAGCGAGCUUCCAUUAAAACGUACUACAAGCCGCCGAAGAAGGUUAGUCAAUUUUUACCAUCCGUCAAGUGUAAUAUCCCUCUAAAAUAUGCAGGAGUGUACAAGUUAGAUUGUGAAUGUGGUCUCUCUUACAUAGGUCAAACAAAAAGAUCCAUAAAAACCCGCGUGAAAGAACAUAUAGCUAACGUGAAGCACCGACGCUCCGGGAAGUCUGCAGUCUGUGAACAUGUUCAAGAUCGUCCCCACCAUUACAUCAGAUUUGAUAAGCCACAAAUCCUCGCAAAAGAACACCGAUUCCUACCAAGGAUGAUACGCGAGGCUAUUGAAAUUAAAAAACAUCCUAAUUUCAAUAGAGAAGAUGGUUGUAUAAUUAACAAAAUUAAACCCAAACCCAAGCAUACCACUGCAAGACUUCAAGAUACUGUAAGUUCGUUUUGCGUAAAUCGGAGCAAAAAUUAA